Messenger RNA from Condylura cristata (star-nosed mole), 4541 nucleotides. It is a transcript of the gene FCHO2, whose product is annotated as FCH domain only 2. Gene Ontology annotation, cellular component: clathrin-coated vesicle; cytoplasm; plasma membrane. Bases 209 to 2554 code for a protein of 781 amino acids. The transcript has 25 exons. The record is from RefSeq and is a predicted model, not a curated record. NCBI's taxonomy places the organism in Eukaryota, Metazoa, Chordata, Mammalia, Eulipotyphla, Talpidae. Gene Ontology annotation, biological process: clathrin coat assembly; clathrin-dependent endocytosis; synaptic vesicle endocytosis.
CGCAUGCGCACACCAGGCCGCGGGGGGCUAAGGGCUCGGCCCGGAGCGGCUGCCGCUAGGUGGCGCAUGCGCCCUGGAGGGUGCGGGCUGGUCUCCGGGAAGAAGGCGGCGGCGGCGGCAGCGAAAGGCGGGGGCGCCGUGGGGGCCGGGCUGUGUUUACACAGCGGCGGGCGAGCGCGGACACAGAACCCGGCGCGGCGGCGGCACGAUGGUCAUGGCGCAUUUCGUCGAGAAUUUCUGGGGGGAGAAGAAUAGUGGCUUUGAUGUCCUUUACCAUAAUAUGAAGCAUGGACAGAUAUCGACAAAGGAACUGGCAGAUUUUGUAAGAGAAAGAGCUACGAUCGAAGAGGCAUACUCCAGGUCAAUGACAAAACUAGCAAAAUCUGCAAGCAAUUACUCACAACUUGGAACUUUUGCACCAGUGUGGGAUGUAUUCAAAACAUCUACGGAAAAAUUAGCAAAUUGUCAUUUGGAUCUUGUUAGAAAAUUGCAAGAAUUAAUAAAAGAAGUUCAGAAGUAUGGAGAAGAACAAGUAAAAUCUCAUAAAAAGACUAAAGAAGAGGUUGCAGGAACUCUGGAGGCUGUCCAAACCAUCCAGAGCAUAACUCAGGCUCUCCAGAAAUCCAAGGAAAAUUACAAUGCCAAGUGUGUAGAACAGGAACGUUUGAAAAAGGAAGGAGCUACACAAAGAGAAGUCGAUAAGGCAGCCGUUAAAUCUAAGAAAGCUACAGAUACCUAUAAACUCUAUGUGGAAAAAUAUGCAUUAGCAAAAGCUGAUUUUGAACAGAAAAUGACAGAAACAGCUCAGAAGUUUCAAGAUAUUGAAGAAACUCACCUCAUUCAUAUAAAGGAAAUUAUAGAAUCCUUGUCAAAUGCUAUAAAGGAAAUCCAUUUGCAAAUAGGCCAGGUUCAUGAAGAAUUUAUAAAUAACAUGGCUAAUACUACAGUUGAAAGCUUGAUACAAAAGUUUGCUGAGUCAAAAGGCACUGGGAAGGAAAGACCUGGAAUAAUUAAAAAGGAAAAGGAUGCAGAGUCUGUGGAGUGCCCUGAUGCAGAUUCACUUAACAUUCCUGAUGUAGAUGAAGAAGGCUAUAGUAUAAUUCCAGAAGCAAAUCAGAAUAAUACCAAAGAAAACCAUUUCUACUCAUCUAGUGAUUCUGAUUCAGAUGAUGAAGAACCAAAGAAGUUUCGGAUAGAAAUCAAACCUAUGCAUCCAAAUAACUCACAUCACACAAUGGCUUCUUUGGAUGAAUUAAAAGUAUCUAUAGGAAAUAUAACACUCUCCCCAGCAAUAUCUAGACACAGCCCAGUGCAGAUGAAUCGGAAUUCAUCUAGUGAAGAGUUAACAAAGUCAAGAUCUGCUGUGUCCAAUGAGAAAGGGACCAGUGAUUUACUUGCUUGGGACCCCCUGUUUGGACCAUCCCUUGAUUCAUCAUCUUCAGCUUCACUAACUUCAUCAUCAUCAGCCAGGCCCACAACUCCUCUUUCCGUAGGUACCAUUGUCCCACCUCCAAGGCCUGCUUCCAGACCAAAGCUUGCUUCUGGCAAACUCAGUGGAAUUAAUGAAAUACCCAGGCCAUUCAGUCCACCUGUAACUUCCAGUACCAGUCCACCUCCUGCUGCGCCUUUAGCCCGGGCAGAAAGUUCUUCCUCUAUUUCAUCUUCUGCUUCACUGAGUGCUGCCAAUACUCCAACAGUAGGUGUGUCACGAGGCCCCAGCCCUGUCAGCCUUGGAAAUCAGGAUACCUUACCUGUGGCAGUUGCUCUUACAGAAUCUGUUAAUGCCUACUUUAGAGGAGCAGAUCCCACCAAGUGUAUUGUGAAGAUCACUGGUGAUAUGACAAUAUCAUUUCCAAGUGGAAUUAUUAAAGUCUUCACUAGCAAUCCAUCUCCAGCUGUGCUGUGCUUCAGGGUGAAAAAUAUCAGCAGGCUAGAGCAAAUUCUUCCAAAUGCGCAACUUGUGUUUAGUGACCCAUCACAGUGUGAUUCUAACACAAAGGAUUUUUGGAUGAACAUGCAAGCUGUUACUAUCUACCUCAAGAAGCUAUCAGAGCAAAAUCCAGCUGCUUCUUAUUAUAAUGUAGAUGUGUUAAAGUAUCAGGUAUCAUCAAAUGGUAUUCACUCUACUCCUUUAAAUCUUGCAACAUACUGGAAAUGUACUACUGGCACUACAGACCUUAGAGUGGAUUACAAGUAUAACCCAGGAGCUAUGGCAGCCCCAAAUACGCUUUCCAAUAUACAGGUGGCUGUGCCAGUGGGUGGAGGAGUCACGAACAUGCAGUCCAUCCCACCUGCAAUAUGGAAUGCAGAACAGAUGAAAGCUUUCUGGAAAUUGUCUGGAAUUUCAGAAAAGUCAGAAAAUGGAGGAUCUGGAUCCCUCAGAGCAAAAUUUGAUCUUUCAGAAGGACCGAGUAAACCUGCAACACUUGCAGUGCAAUUCCUCAGUGAGGGAAGUACCCUCUCAGGAGUAGAUAUUGAACUUGUAGGCACUGGCUAUAGGCUGUCCUUACUAAAGAAGCGGUUUGCCACUGGACGGUACCUGGCUGAUUGUUGAUGAGCCUGAACGUGGUUGGUUCAAUGGGGGAUAGUACAAACCUGCCAUUCUGCAUCAUCUGUUUUUUCCCAAACACUAUUUUAACUUGUAUGUUUUUGAAAUAGACAUGUGUAAGAGAGGUGACUACAAACACUGAAUUGCACUUUUGAAGUGAGUCAUCAGAUAGCACUGAAAUGUUCAGAAAGUACAUUUACUCACAUUCUCAGUAAAAUGAAGUUUUCAUAAGCUGAAAUUUUAAAUUAUUUUCAGUGUCUGUUAAAAGGGGUAUAGUAUGAUAUCAGGCCUAAAAUUUCAGGAGAGCAAGCACAAAAUUUAGCUUUCCAUAAAUUUUGGAAUUAGCUUUAGAUACAAGUAGGACAUGAAUUCUAAGUUUUAGAUAAUGUUAACUUAGAAAUAAUCAGAAUGAAUAACGUGCCAUGAAAGUAAUCAGCAGUGCCCAAGUUGUAUGCAAAAAAAUUUGAAUCCUAUAUAAGCAAAGUGUAAAUGGUGUUUUAUAGUCUAAAAAUUCUCAAGUGCAAUGUGUUUUAAAAUAAGCUUGCAAAAAAGACAGCAGAGAAAUUUACUUCUGCAGUUUAUAGAAGUGAUUGUUUUUGAUGAAUUAAUGCUGUAGAAUUAAUUUAUUUUUAUAUGAAUUGCAUAAUGUGUGCCUUUUAAAACAAUAACAAAAACCAGAGAUGUGCCUAUCCAAUUUGUGUUCAUUAAUGUGCCUCAUUUUUUCUCAGUCUGUAUCGUCUGUUUAGAAUCUUUUGACUACAGUUAGAAUUCAGAAUAACAAAAAGAUAAUUUACUUACCAACCUUGGUUUACUUCUUUAGUGAUUACACUGUAGACACUAGAAAAAAAUAUACCUAAUGGGGGAAAAAUACCUUUAGAUAUUCAACUUCAUCAAAAGUAUGUCAAAUUCUGAAAAACUAUAAUGGUAAAUUGAUAACUGGUAUUUUAACUCAAUAUUUCCUUUCACUGUUUAUCACUGGAAAUGUAGACACUUAUUGAAUAUCUUGUGUGAGGAAUACAUUUUUGAAAAGAUUAAUUUUGCCAUUAGAAGUACAUUUUGUUUUGGUUUCUAAAAAUUGAGAUUUGAAGUUUGAAUUGGGUAAAAGUUAAUUUUAGCAUAAUUAACUAAAGGCAUUAUUUGAGAGUUUUAUAAUUUUCAAAUGGGAGUUUUAUUUAUAAAUACCCCUAUCUUACAUUUUUGCAUACAAAUGACAAUUUUGUGUUAUAUAUAGUAAUUUAUAUAAAACCACUAAUCUGUUAAGCUUUACAGAAAAUCCCCCCUAUUAGACAUUUAUAUAACAUCUUGCUUUUCCUAGAUGCAGCGGAUUAUUCAUUAGCAGUAUAUAUAAGACAAUGUGCUUUUUAUGUAUUCACUGUUAUCCAAUUCUAAAUUUAGAUUUGAUUUCAGCAACACAUAAUUUGUUAGAAUAUUCAUUUUUACUAAAUAAUAAAAUUAGAAUGCCUAACUCAUAUGUUGUGCUCUUUUAUAUGCCAAUUACAGCCCCUUACUGGAAUCUUAACUGAAACUGCUUUUACUGGGCAGUUAAUAUUUUAUUAUUGGAAUUCAGACACCAUUAUAUUCACCAUGUUUGUUUUUAAUCAAGUAUUACCUUAAAAAUAUGUAUGAAAUUAGUGAAAUGGUUAAACUUCUGCACUUUCUUAUUUACCAGUCUUUAUACCUUUAUACAAAGUGUUGAUAAAUUUGGGUGCAGGUUACAAUUUUGAAGCCAUAUGAGUUUAUACUGAUUUUUUUUCCAUUUAAAAAUCCACUAAUGGUGUAAAAAAAACAGAUUUUCAAUGGGAAAUGUAUUUUAGCAAGCUGGUUCUUGCAUAUGUAUAGUGAUAAACUUUGUAGCCUUUAACUAAGACUUUGUAAACACAGAACUCUAACAAAUGUGAGUUUUUAAGAAUUGUUAUUUACUACUUUGAGUAAAUCUAUCUUACAAAAUUUUGUAAAUAUUUUUGAUUUUUUCAUAAAUGUAAAUUUUACAUAA